UAAUGUCAUCUAAAGUCAGUCAAAGUUGACAAAUAAAGUUUUAUAGUGAGAAUUUUAUCGAAGAAAAUAUAGAAUUUAAAGAUUUCUUGAUCAAUAUUAACUGACAACAUACAUCGAAAUUGAAAUAAUCAUAAAUAUACAAUUCUGUUCUAGUUAACACUUCUUAAAAUACCACAAGAUGGGUUUCGAUUAUUAUGGUAUUUUGGGCGUGAAACGCAAUUGCAAUCAGUUGGAAAUAAAAAAAGCGUAUAGACGUCUCGCGCUCAAGUACAACCCAGAAAGACACGAUAACGAUGAAAAUAUGAAACGGAUCUUCGCGCUCAUAGGCGAAGCUUAUGAGGUCCUAGUCGAUCAUAAAAGACGAGCAGUGUUCGAUCAAUAUGGAGAAGAAGGUCUUAAGAGAGGUGUUCCUGGUCCGACAGAAUACAUCCAACCUUAUUCUUACCAUGGUGAACCUCUGAGAACAUUCCACGAAUUCUUCGGCACCACAAACCCUUACGCCGACCUACUAGACUAUUACGAAAAUCCGCCUCCAAUGUUCGACUCUCCAUUAGGCAAAGGGUAUAAAGAAAAGGAUCCAACGAUAGUCAGACCGCUAGCUUUGGCACUAGAAGAGAUAUACAAAGGUGGUUUAAAGAAAAUGAAGAUACAACGCCUGGUGUUCACCGACGAAACUUGCUCGGAAUUGAAAUUGCGUGAGAAAGUCUUGUCCAUACCGAUUAAGCCAGGCAUUUAUCCAAAUACAGAAAUAAGAUUCAAGGAAGAAGGCGAUCAAGGUCCGACUAGAAUUCCUGCCGACGUUAUUUUCAUAACGGAAGAUAGACCGCACGAAACUUACGUGCGAUCAGGGUUGAGUGAUCUGUUGACGGUGCAAUCUGUCUCCUUAAAAGACGCUUUGUGUGGUUACAUGAUAACCUUGAAAACUUUGGAUGAUCGAACGUUGAGGGUCAUCAUUGAUGACGUAAUAACGCCGACCUAUGAGAAAAUCGUUGAGGAUGAAGGACUACCUAUCCCAGUUUGCCCUAAAAGGGCUAAAGGGAAUCUGAUAAUUCGCUUCCAAAUCACGUUCCCUGUUUAUUUAUCGAAACAUACCAAAAAAUCGUUUGAAGAAUCAUUUAAAGUUAUGGAAGUAGAGGAAGAGAAAUAUGAAAAACUGCCUUGUGGGACGCUUUCGACGCCGUCUAUUUAUAAAAUGAAUUAAAUUUAUACAUUACUAUAGUUUAUUAGAAAUAUAUUUAUA
Messenger RNA from Hyposmocoma kahamanoa, 1240 nucleotides. Its product is annotated as dnaJ homolog subfamily B member 13-like. Gene Ontology annotation, cellular component: cytosol. Lineage: Eukaryota; Metazoa; Arthropoda; Insecta; Lepidoptera; Cosmopterigidae. The record is from RefSeq and is a predicted model, not a curated record. Gene Ontology annotation, molecular function: protein-folding chaperone binding. The transcript has a single exon. The coding region runs from base 179 to 1201 and encodes 340 amino acids.